AUGCCUGGUGAUAAUACUCUUAUUCGUUUUGUUCCAGCCCCAGCUGAAUCACAGAGGCUUUAUUUACUAGAAAAUAUGGCUUCGUACAGACUGUUGGAUCAAAUGGGAGAGAAAAGGCCUUCAGUGGUAAUGGCGAUUGGAGGGAAGGAAAAAAAACGAUUUCUUUCAAACUUUUUCAUGGACUAUUCUAUGGUAAAUUAUAGCCUGGCGCUGGCGCGGUGGCCCAGUCAAAGUAGCAGGCUACUGCUUGACUGCGAGCUGCAACUAUCGCCAAAAGAAGAGACUCCCCAAACAAUUGAAGGGUGCCAAUAUAAUCAGUGGAUCCACCAUCCACUGAAGGGUGUGUCGCAUGACGUUGAAGUCGCCUCACUUGGACUCUAUAAAGUUAUAUCAUCAUCUCUCUGUGACAUAACUCUUAUAUUCGUCUCAGAUAUUGGAAGCAUGAAAAAGGUUGUCCAUCUUCUGAGUCGUUGGGCGCUCAGUGCGAUGGCUGAGGAAGAUAUUAUUCAAACUAAGAUCUUCUUAAUAUUGGAUGAGGCAGAAUUAUACAGUGCGGAUGCCCUAUGGUUCGAACUUACCACCAGUAUACUAUCUGAGAUGCGCAGUUCAGAGCCACUCAUGGCUCGUACGUUUGCAGAGAUCAAACAGUUGAGUCACCGAUGUUUCAGAAUAAGCUUCUUAACUCAAGAAGAACUAUGCAACUGCUUCUGCUUUGAUGCAUCAGCUACCGCUACUCACCGAAAAAACCUCGGAUUAGAAUUUUCUGCCACCCAAUGGAAGUUUUUAUUUCGGUCAGCAAUUGCGCAGUAUGCGGCGCAGCCAUUCUUUCCAUUUAAUAUAAUCGCAGCUACUAGGAUAUUACACCCAUUGCCCACAAAACUAGUUGAUCAUAUUACAGGUUUUGUACAAGCCUGCAGCCAUCAAGGCAUAGACAGCAUUAGAGUGAUAGCGUCUGCUCUUGUAUUAGAUGCAUUCCCUUCCAAUAUGCCGGGUUAG
This is a messenger RNA of Trichoderma asperellum CBS 433.97, 996 nucleotides long. The record is from RefSeq and is a predicted model, not a curated record. NCBI's taxonomy places the organism in Eukaryota, Fungi, Ascomycota, Sordariomycetes, Hypocreales, Hypocreaceae.